Triticum aestivum (bread wheat) is the source of this 4798-nucleotide messenger RNA. RefSeq names its product putative disease resistance protein RGA3. Gene Ontology annotation, molecular function: ADP binding; ATP hydrolysis activity. Gene Ontology annotation, biological process: defense response to other organism. The record is from RefSeq and is a predicted model, not a curated record. NCBI's taxonomy places the organism in Eukaryota, Viridiplantae, Streptophyta, Magnoliopsida, Poales, Poaceae. Bases 76 to 3441 code for a protein of 1121 amino acids. The transcript has 3 exons.
CUUCCUCCCCGAAAGUUCCGUCCAGAGCGCACGCGUACACACGCUGAAACCAAGUGAGCAGCGAGGACGAAGUUCAUGGAUGUGUCGGCGUGUUCCGGCGGCCUGGAUCCCGCGAGACUGGCCAAGGCGCCGCAGCUGCUGCGCUCGGCCUCCCAGGCCAUGGAGGGGCUGGCCGCCGACAUCCACUCCUCCGGCGGGAGCGGCCGGAAAUGCGCGCCUGGGGCCAGUAGGUGCGGGGGGAAGACCGCCGCCCCCAUCCUGGAGGUUCUCGAGGCCUAUUUGCUCGAGAUCUGGGGCAUCUCUGCUGCCGCCGAAUAUAAGGCGCUGGCUCUGCAGGCCAGGGAUGCCUUCUACUUCAACCAAGACCUUCAAGACACGGUCGACUGCCGCAGGUUUCACUCCUCCAACCCAUCUCGGGUUCAAUUCAAACCACUUCCCGCUCUCAGGUGGUGUGGUUGGCACUGCCUCCCUUUUGGAAUAGUUGCGCCCAAACCACCCAAGAAGAUCGUCAAAGACAUCAAGGUUGUGAAUCAAGAAACUCGCAAGAUUGGCGAUCUACUGGACAAGGGGGAAGACGGCUCAUCGCGGCGGCGGCCGCCCCCACCGCGCAUGCCUGACUCAAGCAGGGAAAUUCUUCAGACUAGAGUAUUCAUUGGGCGCGACAAGGACAAGGAUGAUAUCGUGCAAAUGCUCAUCCAGCCAUGUGCCAACUCUGUUAUCUGUGUUGUUGGUGACGCAGGAAUUGGGAAGACAACUAUUGCUCAGAUGGUGUUCAGUGAUGCAACAGUUCGGGAGCAUUUUGAUGUCAAAUGUUGGGUGUCAGUUUCCAGCAGCUCCAACAAGAUGGAGCUCGCAGCCGAGAUCCUAAGGUCGGUCCUACCGGCUUGGGAUGGCUCCGCUGACAAGAUGGUGGAUUUUCAAAUGCUUCAGUCGGAGCUCCGUCGAGCUCUUACUUCCAAGAGGUAUCUGAUUGUUCUUGAUGAUGUGUGGAACAUCACGGAUGAAACCUGGAUGGACAUGCUCGCUCCUCUACAGUCAGCAGAUACCGGGAGCAGAAUUAUGGCUACUUCCCGCAUGGACACCAUGCCUCACAUCUUCAGAGCGUCGCAGCUGUACACCUUGAAUCCGCUGAAGAGCGAGGAUUGCUGGGCCCUGCUGAAGGAACAUGCUUUGCCAAGUGAUCCCUGUAAUGUCUAUCAAGAACUUCACCCGAUCGGGAAGCAGAUUGCUGAAAAAAUCAAUGGAUCACCUCUGGCUGCCAAGCUGGUGGGAGGUUUGCUGGGAGAUACAAGGAGCAAAAUUCACUGGAUGAACAUCAUGGAAAAAGGAUUACAAGAUAAUGCUGUUUUCUCCGCCCUACGCUUGAGCUAUAAAUACCUACCGGUACACCUCAAGCGAUGCUUUGCAUAUUGCAGUUUGUUUCCAGAGGACUAUAAGUUUGAUCCAGCACACUUGUUCCGCCUUUGGAUUGCCGAGGGUUUUGUUCAACCACAAGACAGGGCUGAAAAAAGGAUGGAAGACAUUGCUAGAGAAUAUUUUGAUCAGCUCCUUUCACGCUCAUUCUUCCAGGAAAUCAAGCUUGGAUCCAAGACGUACUACUUGGUGCAUGGCUUACUCCAUGAUCUUGCAAGGUCUGUCGCAGCGGAGGACUGCUUCCGUAUUGACGAUGGCACGAACUGUGACAUCCCGUUAACAGUGCGCCAUCUGUCUGUCACCAUGAACAGUCUACCUGCUCUCACAAGCUUCCGCAGUCUAAAAGAGUUGCGCACCUUGUUAAUCCGACCGUCACUUCCAUCCAACUCCAGUUGCUCCCAAGAGGAUUUUGCUGUGAAUUUAAAAGAUAUCCUGGAGAAGUCAAAACAGUUGCGUGUUCUUGAUCUCAGUUGCUUUAAGUCCAAAGAGUUGCCCCAAUGCAUUGAUGACUUAUUGCACCUCCGUUACCUAUCUAUCCAUGGCUCCAUCCAGAGGCUUCCUGAGUCGAUUGGCAAGCUCCUGCAUCUGCAAGUAUUGUGCUUCACUGGGAAAUGUUCUUUUGAUAAGCUUCCUGAGAACGUUACUAUGUUGGUCAAUUUGCGGCACCUUCUUGUUGAAACAAAGUGUACUGCAGGAUUGGCGGGCAUUGGUCGGCUAGCUAACCUUCAGGGAUCACUUGAGUUCCACAGUGAGAAGAGGGAAGGGCAUAGACUAGAAGAGUUGAGGAACAUCAAUGGUCUCCAUGGGCUACUAAAAAUAAAAGGUCUAGAAAAUGUUUCAAGCUAUGAAGAAGCCUGCAAAGCUGAGUUGAAUAAAAAAACACAUCUUAAUUCUUUGAACUUAGAAUGGAGCUCCGCUAGUAGGAAUAACCCUCCUCCUGCGGACGUAAAGGUACUUGAAGGCCUAAAGCCGCACCAAGACAUUAAGGUACUUAACCUUAGAAGGUAUUGUGGCGCCAGAGCUCCCAGCUGGCUACCAUUAUUGCAGCAGCUGCGUUCCUUGCACCUUACCAAUUGCAGGAGUUUGACCAUGCUUCCUCCACUGGGGCAUUUGGGAUCACUCAGACAUUUACACAUGAAGGAGCUGUGUGCGGUUGACUGUAUUGGACAUGAGUUUUAUGGCACUGGUGAUGUGGCAUUUCCAUCCCUAAACUUCCUUGAAUUUGAUGAUUUCCCAAGGUUGCAUGACUGGUCCGGAAUAGCACACGGAAAGUCAUUUCCAUGCCUUGAAAGAUUAAUCAUAAUGGAUUGUCCAAAAUUGGUCAAAAUUCCUCCCCUCCCCCCAACUACUUGUGAAGUUACCAUUGAGCGUACACAGUUCUUACCAUAUAUGAGGCUUGCCCCUUUUUCUUCGAGUUCAGAGAAGCUCCAACUGGAUGUUUGUACAACUUCUGUCCACUUCAACGGCUUACUUCAUGAAAAGCACAGAGAAGCCAUUGUAGCCUUAAACAUAAGUGGUGCUGAGCAGGUCGUUGCUACUGAGGAAAUAGGGUCGCUUGUUUCUCUACAAAGGUUGCAGCUUAGUCGCUGCAAUUUUACUGACCAAAAUUUUAGUAGGUUUCUCCAGGUUCUACCUUGUCUCCUCUCAUUGGAGAUUGUAGACCUGCCUAACAUGAUAUCUCUUCCAGCAGCGGAAACACUUAAGUUCUGCACCAUGCUCACUGAGUUGUCCAUACGUAACUGCCAGCUUUUGCACUCUCUAUCCUCAUUGCAGUAUUUUGAUUCACUAAAAGUUCUGGUGAUCGAGAGAUGUCCUAAAAUUACUGCAACAUCAUUUCCGUUGAACUUUAGGAGCCUUUCAUCUCUCAAAGUGUUGAGAAUAUCAUACUGCUCAGAGCUCCAAUCUUUACCAGCGUACGGUCUGCCAUCCUCAUUGGAAACACUUCAUAUUAUUGGGUGCCACCCGGAGUUGUCCAAGCAGUCAAGAAAUAGGGCAGGACAUUACGUUGAAACUUGCUUUGGUACCUAGUGUGCUGAUUCAGUGACAGACUUGCUUUGGGACCUAGUGUGCUGAUUCAGUGACAGACUUGCUUUGGUACCUAGUGUGCUGAUUCAGUGACAGACUUGCUUUGGUACCUAGUGUGCUGAUUCAGUGACAGAAUAUUUUGCAGGGAGAGAUGGCACUGCAAACAGCGAGGCCACCCAAACACAACCUUGGAGCAUCUCUAGUAGAAUCUAUAUCCCUUGAAACUGCCAAAAUCUGUCAAAAUCCCACUCCCAUCAGAUUCCCUAUCCCAAACCAUAUCCCUAUAAUUUUUAGGUUCAAACCCAAAAACGCCCCACCUUGACCCAAAAUAUAGGAUAAAAAAUACCCACUGAUCCACGGGAGACCAAAUUCCCACAAGUUCUCGCCUGCUGCCCAAUCGCCCCAGUGACGCCAUGGACGCCGCCCGUCCCCUGCGGGCCAUUCAUCUCCUCGUAGUGCUGAGUCGUUGCCGCCCACACUGCCCAUGGCGGCUCUCGAGUAAGCUGUGUUGGCAUCAAGGAAGUGUGGUGCUGCCUUACGCCGGCGUGCGCACCAGGCCACCGCAGCUCUUAAGCCCCACCUAGGUGCCACCAACAUGCAGCCCACUGGCCUUGUGACGCAUGAUACCGGCAUCCAGUAUCUGGCGCGCACACAUGGCACUGACGCCACCAUCAAGCCAAGGAAGAGGGUGAUAGUGAGGAAGCCGGCGAGAGGCCCCUCGAACCCCCACGCAUCCCUCCCACCCCUCGUAGCCCCUCCUCCGCCUGCUAUUGAUGUCAGCAAGCUCGGAAUGGGCAAUGCCUCUGAGGCAUUCGACCAAAUGCCCACAAGUGUCAAUUUAUUUCAUGAGCAUGAUGAGCGCCUUUGUGUGCAUAGACGACCUCUACUACUCGAUGCCAAAUUCUGAAGUACAAGAUGUCAUGCCGUUGUUUGGCACUCCGUUUGAUAAGAAGGGGCAAAGGUCGGCCAAUUACACGAUGGGUGAGGAUGAGGCAUUGGUGAUGCAUAGGAGAAUGUGACGCUUGAUGCGGCCAUGGGGAAUGAUCAUACCGGGGCCAACUAUUGGAAGGACAUUAAGGAGGAAAAUCAUCGCAAUGUGAAGACGCCCUCCUAUCAGGAUGAACUAUUUUGAAUUAUGUUGUGCAUUUGGAUGUUGUGUAUUGAAAAUUUUGAAACAUAAAAGUUUGAAUUCUUGUGAUGUGAAAUUGUAGUUAAAUGGAGUUGAAUAUGCAUGGAGACAAGAUAAAUGAAGGUAGGGGGUGGAUAAAGGGGUUACAGUUUUUUAAGGGAUGUUGGAGCAGACCCUGGAUUGUGCAUGCCCUGAUGAAAUCUUUCAAACUGGUGGUUCCUUUGCAGCUCA